This is a messenger RNA of Caenorhabditis bovis, 966 nucleotides long. The record is from the annotation of a GenBank genome assembly. NCBI's taxonomy places the organism in Eukaryota, Metazoa, Nematoda, Chromadorea, Rhabditida, Rhabditidae.
AUGGCCGUCGAGGAAAUGCAACUAGCCGCCUCGAUGCAAAUGAACUCGCAUAUGAGCAACCAGCAAAGGAUGAGUUUCGCGAUUCACGAGAUUCUAGGAAUUCAAGGAAAUGCCUACCUAUCAAACAACUAUUGCCCACAAGGGACAUUCUUCCCACAGCAGCCUUUUAUGGAUAUUGGCGGAUGUGGAGUCUCAAAUUUCGAUCGAUCCCUUUGCACGUCUGAUGGAAUUUCCAAUGUCACCAACACGGGAUUAAUGUACAGCAUGCCUUCUACCGCGCAAGCCGUCGACCCGCAACAAACAAGCUCGACAAGUACUUCAACCAGCGCCGUUUCCUGCUCAAGCAACCAGUCAAGCGGCGGAAACGUUGGCGGCGGCAAAACGUCUAAACGAAAGAAGCGACGCCAUCGAACCAUUUUUACGCAAUACCAAAUUGAUGAGCUUGAGAAAGCAUUCCAGGAGGCGCACUAUCCCGAUGUCUACGCAAGAGAGCUAUUAUCCGGCAAAACUGAACUGCCGGAGGAUCGCAUCCAAGUCUGGUUCCAAAAUCGUCGAGCCAAAUGGAGGAAAACUGAGAAAACGUGGGGAAAAAGCACAAUUAUGGCAGAGUACGGCCUAUAUGGUGCAAUGGUGAGACAUUCACUUCCACUACCAGAGACGAUUACAAAAUCGGUGGAGUCUACAGACCCACAGCAAAGUGCCGCCCCGUGGCUUUUAGGAAUGCACAAAAAAAGUAUCGAAGCCGCCGCUCAUUUGGAAAGCGUCGAGAAGACCGGCGAUAUUUCGGAGAGCGACGACGACGAUCGCAGCGGUUCGCUCACCACUUCCAACAACGAUUACAAGACUCAAAGCAACAACAUCGGUCUGACAUUCGAAGAAGCUCCGAUAUUUCAAUUUUCCGCAUCAACCAUAAUUCCUAGUAAUAAUUCGCUCAAACAAUACCACGGAUACAGUUCUAAUUUGUAA